CCCUCCCCGGCCUGCCGCCGCCGCCGCCGCCGCCGGAGCCGCCGCGCCGGGAGAGCCGCCGCCGCCGGAGGAUGCGACGCACAACAGUGCUCUAAGAACGGAGCGUCUGGGCUGAAUGGAAUUUAGCAUCAAAAAAGUCCUCUUUCUGUUGAGAAAGUUGUGAAGUGCGUGAAGAUGAAGCAGGCACCAGAGGUCCUUGGCAGCCCAAACGGCAAGGCGCAGGGCUGUGAAGUGAACCGCGAGUGCUCUGUGUUCCUCAGCAAAGCCCAGCUCUCUAGCAGCCUCCAGGAGGGCGUCGUGCAGAAGUUCAACGGCCACGACGCACUUCCCUUUAUUCCAUCCGAGAAGCUGAAGGACCUCACGUCCCGUGUAUUUAAUGGCGAACCUGGUGCUCAUGAUGCCAAAUUGCGCUUUGAGCCCCAGGAAGUAAAGGCGCUCGGGACGCCGCCCAGCACCACCCCGACCAAAAACGGCUCUCCGGAAAUUAAGUUGAAGAUCACCAAAACGUACAUGAAUGGGAAACCUCUCUUUGAAUCUUCAAUUUGUGGGGACGGUGCUGCCGCCGUGUCCCAGUCAGAAGAGAAUGGACAAAAACCAGAAAAUAAGGCCAGAAGGAACAGGAAGAGGAGCAUAAAAUAUGACUCCUUGCUGGAGCAGGGUCUUGUUGAAGCAGCACUGGCAUCCAGGAUCUCGAGUCCUUCGGAUAAGAAGAUUGCCGCUAAGAAAGAGUCUUGUCCGAAUACUGGCAGAGACAAAGACCACCUGCUGAAAUACAGUGUUGGCGACUUGGUGUGGUCCAAAGUGUCCGGUUACCCUUGGUGGCCGUGCAUGGUCUCUGCUGACCCGCUCCUUCACAACUAUACCAAACUUAAAGGUCAGAAAAAGAGUGCACGCCAGUAUCACGUACAAUUCUUUGGUGAUGCCCCAGAAAGAGCUUGGAUAUUUGAGAAGAGCCUUGUAGCUUUUGAAGGAGAAGGACAGUUUGAAAAAUUAUGCCAGGAAAGUGCCAAGCAGGCACCCACGAAAGCUGAGAAAAUUAAGCUGUUGAAACCUAUUUCAGGGAAGUUGAGGGCCCAGUGGGAAAUGGGCAUCGUUCAAGCUGAAGAAGCCGCAAGCAUGUCAGUGGAGGAGCGGAAAGCCAAGUUCACUUUCCUCUACGUAGGGGACCAGCUUCACCUCAACCCUCACGUAGCUAAGGAGGCAGGCAUUUCUGUGGAGCCUCCGCCUCCGGGACAGAUGCUAGAACCCUCAGGAGUCCCUGAAGAAGCUGCCGCUGACCCCACGUCCAUGCGAGAAGAGGGCAUUCCCAUCAAGAGAAGGCGGAGAGUGAAGCUGGCUAGCUCUGCCGAAACCCGAGCAAGUGACCCUGAGACAGUACAGAGUACUCCCCAAAAGAUGGCAGAGGCCGACCCCAAGAGAGGAGUCGGGUCUCCUCCUGGGAGGAAGAAGGCCACGGCUUCUGCUCCACGAAGCAGAAAGGGAGACGCGGCGGCCCAGUUUCUGGUCUUCUGUCAGAAGCACAGGGAUGAGGUGGUGGUGGAGCACCCUGACGCCUCGGCCGAGGAGAUCGAAGAGCUGCUCGCGUCGCAGUGGAACAUGCUGAACGAGAAGCAGAAGGCGCGCUAUCACACCAAGUUCGCCCUGGUGGCCUCUCCCCAGGCUGAAGAAGACUCUGGUAACGUAAAUGGGAAAAAAAGAAACCAGGCAAAGAGGACACAGGACCCUCCUGAAGAUGUUGACAUUGAAGACGCUCCCCGGAAGAGACUCAGGACCGACAAGCAUGGUCUCCGGAAGAGAGAGACGACGAGUGACAAGAUGGCCCGGACAGGCUCUUGCAAGGCCCUGGAGGCUGCCUCCCCGCUGAAGAGCCAGGCAGCAACGAAACAUCUGUCUGAUGCAUGCAAACCACUGAAGAAGCGAAAUCGGGCGUCUGCAGCGGCGUCGUCCACUCCUUUUAGCAAAAGUUCAUCUCCUUCUGCAUCCUUAACUGAGAAUGAGGUGUCGGACGGCCCGGGAGACGAGCCCGCGGAGUCCCCGUACGAGAGCGCCGACGAAGCCCAGACCGAGGUGUCCGUGUCCUCCAAGAAGUCCGAGCGGGGCGUGGCCGCCAAAAAGGAGUACGUGUGUCAGCUGUGCGAGAAGCCGGGCAGCCUCCUGCUGUGCCAGGGCCCCUGCUGUGGAGCCUUCCACCUCGCCUGCCUCGGCCUGUCCCGGAGACCGGAGGGGAGGUUCACCUGCAGCGAGUGCACCUCAGGGAUUCACUCGUGUUUUGUGUGUAAGGAGAGCCAGAUGGACGUCAGGCGCUGUGUUGUGUCGCAGUGUGGGAAGUUUUACCACGAAGCGUGCGUGAGGAAGUACCCGCUGACCGUGUUCGAGAGCCGAGGCUUCCGCUGCCCCCUGCACAGCUGCCUGAGCUGCCACGCGUCCAACCCUUCCAACCCCAGGCCGUCUAAAGGGAAGAUGAUGCGGUGCGUCCGCUGCCCCGUCGCCUACCAUGGAGGGGAUGCCUGUCUGGCGGCCGGCUGCUCGGUGAUCGCCUCCAACAGCAUCAUCUGCAGCGGCCACUUCACCGCGCGCAAGGGGAAGAGGCAUCACGCCCACGUGAACGUGAGCUGGUGCUUCGUGUGCUCCAAAGGGGGAAGCCUGCUGUGCUGCGAGUCCUGCCCGGCGGCCUUCCACCCCGACUGCCUGAGCAUCGAGAUGCCGGACGGCAGCUGGUUCUGCAACGAGUGCCGUGCGGGGAAGCGGCUGCACUUCCAGGACGUCGUCUGGGUUAAACUGGGGAACUACAGAUGGUGGCCGGCAGAAGUUUGCCAUCCCAAAAAUGUUCCCCCAAAUAUUCAGAAAAUGAAGCACGAGAUUGGAGAAUUCCCUGUGUUUUUCUUUGGGUCUAAAGAUUAUUACUGGACGCAUCAGGCGCGAGUGUUCCCGUACAUGGAGGGGGACCGGGGCAGCCGCUACCAGGGGGUCAGAGGAAUCGGAAGAGUCUUCAAAAACGCACUGCAGGAAGCUGAAGCUCGUUUUCGCGAAAUCAAACUUCAACGGGAAGCCAGAGAAACGCAGGAGAGUGAGCGCAAGCCUCCCCCGUACAAGCACAUCAAGGUGAACAAGCCGUACGGGAAAGUCCAGAUCUACACGGCGGACAUCUCUGAGAUCCCCAAGUGCAACUGUAAGCCCACAGACGAGAACCCCUGUGGCUUCGACUCCGAGUGCCUGAACCGGAUGCUGAUGUUCGAGUGCCACCCGCAGGUGUGCCCCGCAGGCGAGCACUGCCAGAACCAGCACUUCACCAAGCGCCAGUACCCCGAGACCAAGGUCGUCAAGACAGCUGGCAAAGGGUGGGGCCUGGUGGCCAAGCGGGACAUCAGGAAGGGAGAGUUCGUGAACGAGUACGUCGGUGAGCUGAUUGAUGAGGAGGAGUGCAUGGCCAGGAUCAAGCACGCUCAUGAGAACGACAUCACGCACUUCUACAUGCUCACCAUAGACAAGGACCGGAUAAUUGAUGCCGGCCCCAAAGGAAACUACUCCCGAUUCAUGAACCACAGCUGCCAGCCCAACUGUGAGACCCUCAAGUGGACAGUGAACGGGGACACUCGCGUGGGCCUGUUUGCCGUGUGCGACAUCCCCGCAGGGACAGAGCUGACCUUUAACUACAACCUCGACUGUUUGGGUAACGAGAAGACAGUCUGUCGGUGUGGGGCCUCCAACUGCAGCGGGUUCCUUGGGGACAGACCAAAGACCUCAACAUCCCUUUCUUCAGAGGAAAAGGGCAAAAAGACCAAGAAAAGAACGAGGCGGCGGAGAACCAGAGGCGAAGGGAAGAAGGAAUCUGAGGACGAGUGUUUCCGCUGUGGGGACGGCGGCCAGCUGGUGCUGUGUGACCGCAAGUCCUGCACCAAGGCCUAUCACCUGUCGUGCCUGGGCCUGGGCAAGCGGCCCUUCGGCAAGUGGGAGUGCCCCUGGCAUCACUGUGACGUGUGCGGCAGGCCUUCCACGUCCUUCUGCCACUUCUGCCCCAAUUCGUUCUGCAAGCAGCACCAGGACGGGGCGGUCCUCGGCUCCACGCGGGACGGGCGGCCGUGCUGCCGCGAGCACGACCUGGGGGCCGCGCCGGCUCGGAGCGCCCAGACUGGGAAGCCCUUUCUGGAACCCAGCAAGUCCAAGGGGAAGAGAAAGAAAAGGAGGUGCUGGCGGAGGGUCACGGAAGGCAAAUAGCGCCAGGCGGCGGCUCGGCCAGAUCCAGGGGUAGAGGGCCACACAGGGUGGGGGCGGGAGGGGGGAACUGGCCCGGAGGACCCAGCUCGAAGCCGCGGAGGCCUCCGGGGAGGGAGCGCCUGUCCACCACUGAGCCAUCCUCAGCAGCACCCGCUGCGUCUGCACUGAUGACCCGUCUGAGCCGUGAGGUUCGGAAGGUUCCAGGACAAACCAGCCUUACUACACAGCAUUACAGCUACACUUGAAUUUCUGAGAAUGUCAAGGUUCCCUCCCAUUCUAUUUUUGUAGGGUAAAGUUAUAAAUGGAAAUUAAUUGGCGUUUGAAAUGUUUUUAUCUCACCUGAAAUGUAGAGAGUAGUAUUUUUCUAAAGGGUCACUCCUACCUUUCACCUUAGCGGCGCUAACCGGGCCUGCUCACCUGUCCGCGUCGCCCAGGCGAGCCCAGGGUGGGGCCCGGGCAGGGACUCAGACCCCAGAUUCCUUGCAAACUAUCGUUUUGAUCAUUAUUUUGCUCUUAUGCAACAGCUGUAUGCCUUGUUUUGUACUAAUGUGAAAUUUUUCCUCAAAAUGCUUCUUUUCCAUCCUAGUGAGGGGCCGGUCCCAGGAGAGGGGGUAGUGGUAGUGGUGUAAGCUGCCCCCGUAGUUUUGUCGGUCGUGGAUUUGGACUGAAUGGCGCCGCCGCACGGGCCCUGCACGCUGGGGUCUCUCGGAGCGGCGGCUCCGGCCCGGGUCUGGCGCGGCUCCUGAACGCACUAGGUUCUUACCAGCACUGGGGGGAAGACUUUGUAUAUUUUUUUCAUUUGGCUUUUCUUGACCAGUUUCUGGCUUUUAUUCUCAAUAUAUUUUUGCUAAACCUGUUUCACAAAUCA
Hyaena hyaena (striped hyena) is the source of this 5083-nucleotide messenger RNA. It is a transcript of the gene NSD2, whose product is annotated as nuclear receptor binding SET domain protein 2. Gene Ontology annotation, biological process: regulation of DNA-templated transcription. The transcript is spliced from 22 exons. NCBI's taxonomy places the organism in Eukaryota, Metazoa, Chordata, Mammalia, Carnivora, Hyaenidae. Gene Ontology annotation, molecular function: histone H3K36 methyltransferase activity. Gene Ontology annotation, cellular component: chromatin; nucleus. The record is from RefSeq and is a predicted model, not a curated record. Bases 175 to 4215 code for a protein of 1346 amino acids.